Molecule: messenger RNA, 4229 nt
Organism: Gopherus evgoodei (Goodes thornscrub tortoise)
Lineage: Eukaryota; Metazoa; Chordata; Testudines; Testudinidae
Product: polyamine-modulated factor 1-binding protein 1-like
Exons: 19
Coding region: 786-4100 (1104 amino acids)
Biological process (GO): spermatogenesis
Source: RefSeq, a predicted model, not a curated record
GGCAGCUUGGCUUGCUGCCCUACCAGGGAAGCUCUGAGCUUUCUCCUCAAAGUGCUCCCUGGUAGCAGCAGCAGAAAUUAAACUUCCAAAUGCUCGUUAACCCAUCAGAGGCAAAGACCCCUUUCACUCUCUGUCUCUCACCACCCUUUAUUUUCUGUCCCUCCCUCCAAGUCCACCCACCCCCACAUCUAACUUCUGCACAAACUACAUGACCAAUAUAUAGGAUUUCACAACCCAUUGGAAAAGAGAGACGGUUUCUGGGCAAGCUUGCUGUUUGCUUGCUUCCUUGUUUGUUUGUUUGAAUCAGGAUGACUCUGAGACAGUGGGUGAGAAGAAGAGUCUGCUCCUUCCAGCUGUAUCUUUGAGAUAGACUGGCUUUGAAGGCGCAGUGUGUUUCAGGGAAUAGCAUUUGAAGUUUCUGUACAUGGCAGGCAUUGUGGCAUAUGUCAGUGACAUUGCUCAGUGUUUGAAGUGCUUUGUGUCUAACUCAUGGUUUCAGUAAGGGAUCCGUGUCCGACUUCUUGAAGAGCUAUGAAGGUCGAUCUAGUGAUGGCAUUACCCAGCGAGAGCGAGUUCCUGGCUGGAGCUGGCAAUCUCCAGUUCCAACCAUAGGAAAGUCUUUGAAAUGCUCUGAAAAUGCAGACCUGGUAUCAAGGCUGUUUAUGCCCUUCAUUUUUUACCCAGCACUUGUGAGAAUUGUGUUCGAGCCUAGCGUGACGCAGGGCUUGGGAUUACAGUAAAUAAAGGAGCGCCCAGGUGCUUUCCAAUGAUGCAAUGGCACCCAGAUGCUACAUGGAUGCCUGCCUGAGAGAGACCUAGAACAGUAUGUCACUCCACCGCAGCAAUUGAUGGAGCAAGAAGAACUGAGAGUUCAACUGGCAUCUAAAGAGCAGCUUAUUCAUCAGUUAAAUGUCCAUCUGAGGGAGGCAAAUCACAGCCAGGAAAAGUCAAAAGCAGAGAUUCUGGAGAAGGAAACUAAGAUUCGGGAGCUGCAGGAGAUAAUCACAGACCUUCACCAUGAAAUUUCCCUGAAGGAUUUGGAGGCAGUCAAUCAACUGGAGGAGAAGCACCUGCUGGAGACCACGGUGCAAUCCCUCAGGCAGAUGCUGGAUGCUCAAGAGCAGAGGAUCUAUCAACUGCAGACCAAGCAGACAGAGAGGCAGGCGGAACUGGAGCAGAAAUGCAGCCAGAUGCAGCAGCUCGAACGAGACCUGGAGGCCAGCGGCAGGCUACAGGAGGAAUCCCAGAGGCAGCUUGGGGAGUGUAAUGCACGUCUGGCCCAGGUAGCAGGAGAGAAUGAGGCUCUACGAGGCCAUCAGCUCGAGCAGAUGUUAGAGGCACAAGAAACAAAGAAUCAGCUUGCUGAAGCAGAGGUGGAGAUGGUCACCAUGAGGAGCAAAUAUAGCAUGGCACAGAAAGAGAUGAGCCAGCAGCACCGGACCAUCCGGACAUUGGAAGAGAAGCAAGCCCAUCUGCAGGCCCAUUGUCACCACCUGGAGGAGGAGACUGGCUUUCUGCAUGCCAGGCUGGAGGUCCAAGGCCUGGCACUGGAGAAUGAGCAGACGCUGGUAACCAGCCAAGUACGCCACAAAGAGGAGCAGGUGGCGACGCUAACGGGCAAGCUGCUGAAAGCAAAGGCUGAGGCACAAGCAGCUGAGCAACAGGCGGGCCAGCUGGAGGCGCUGCUGAGCACGUCGCAGCUGGAGUCAUGUUCCCUGAAGAAGGACCUGCGGAGGAAAGACGAGGAGCUCCAGUGCUUGCAAGAGCAGCUCUGGGAUUCUCGGGAAGCACUGCAGGAUGCAAGGCAAGGGAAAGAGGCCAUCCAGGAGUCGUCAGAGACCCAGCUGCUGCAGCGUGACCAGCUGGUGGAGCAGCAGAAAGCGGAUCUUGUGGCAGCCCGAUUGGAGCUCUCCAGGUACGCAGGGCAGCUUGCAGAGCUGCGUGCAGACCAACAGCAGCAGGCUGGGGAGUUGGCCGUCCUGAGAGAGAGGCAUAAGACCGCGCAGCAGGAGGUCUGCAGCCGUGACCAGAUCAUCGGGAAGCUCAGAGGAGACCUGAAAAGUGCUGAGGAGCAGCUGAUGCGAGCGAAGGAUGAGGGGAAGGAGAGAGCUGCAGAAGGGAGCGGCCUGAAGGGAAAGCUCCACCAGCUGCAAGAUGACAUAAGAAGCCUGCAAGAGAUCUGUGGGGAGCGGGAAAAGGCCAUGGUGGAGCAGACCUGCUGCAUCCAGCAGCUCCAGCAUGAGCAGGAGAUCUGCAUCAGCCAGAGCCAGCAGCAGGCGAUGCUGGUGGAGCAGAUGCAGGGGGAGCUCACAUCCCGUGAGCGAGCCCACCAGACAGAACUGGAGCAGCUGCGGGCCAAGCUGCAGCACCUUCAGCAGGAGCUGGACGUCUGCAAAGGGAAGAACCAAGAUAAUCUGAGCCACCUGCAGCAGCGGGAGUCCACGAUGGAGAGGCAGAGCUCGCACCUGGAGUUCCUGCUGCAGCAAUGCCAGACGCUGAAGGAGGAGGUGUUCUACUACGAAGAGGUGGUGCAGAAGCAGGACCGGGAGCUCUGCCUGCAGCAGGAGCAGCUCCGAGAGGCGCAGGAGCACCUGGCCAUGGCCAAGAGCAAGAGCAGCUCCACCGAGAGCAGCCUGGAUCUGUACAAGAAGAAAUACCAGGCCGCCUUGAACAGAGCUGGCGAGCUGGAGGGCAAGGUGCAGAGCCUGGAGGAGGAACUCUGGGACAUGAGCAGCCAGAUGUGGGAGUGUGAUGACAUCAUCAUCAACCUGUGCAGCAAGCAGCUGGUUCUGCAACAGGAGAUGACGGGCAGGAGGAAGCAGACGGCCGUGGAGCAGCUGACUCAAGAACUUCAUGCCACACAGGAGGAUCUGGACAGGAGCCUUCAGCACACCCCCCAGCAUGAGCAGAGCAUCCAGGCCCUCCGAGAGCAGCUGGCUGCCAGUCAGACCAAGUGCUUGGAAGCUGACAAGACUCUGAUAGAUGUGCAGACGGAGUUUGCCUCCUACACAGCCACUCAUAGUCAUUCCAACGCCAGCUAUGAGAGCCAAGUCGCCAUGGCAGAGAACCUCCAGCAGCAGCUGAGCCACGCUGACGAGGACCGCGCCAAGCACAGCCAGCGGGCCGAGGAGUACCAGUGCCUGGUGCAGGACUUGAAGCUGGAGCUGGUGCGAGUGGCCGAGCAGAAGAACAGCAGCAUGAAAGCCGUCGGGACACUGGAGCUGGAGGUGCAGAAUCUGAGGCAGGACACAGCUGCUAAGGUGGAGCGGAAGCAGCUGGAGGUGGCCAAGCUGCAGCAGCUGAUCCAGCAACUGGAGUGUGAGCUCCGGGAGAGCCGCCGUCUGUGUGCGCAGAAGGAGCAGAUCAUGCAGAGGAGGGAUGAACAGCUCCGCCAGGCACAGGCCGCCAUGCGGCAGGCUCAUGGUGCCCUGCAGCAGAAGGAGCUGAAGCUGGAGAAGCAGCGCGCAGAGGCCAGGAGCCUGGCCGCACGCCUGCAGCAGGCCCAGCAGGAGAGGGAGCAGAGCCAGGCGGCCAGCGACAGCCUGCAGGAGGAGAUCCAGCUGCUGAGACAGAGCCUGCAGGACAGCCAGCAGCAGCAGCAAGCAGCUGGUGAGCGAGGCAGCUGCACCCUGGCUGUGCCCUUGGCCCCACUGGCUUCAGGCUCUCGUGGCUCAGGGAAGGCGGGCGAGACAUUUCCUGCCUGGGGCAUUCCCCAGAGACACACGUCCCAAAGUCCUGGCAGGUGCCAGCCUCUGUUCCACAGUUCCGGGAUGUUCCCACUUGGAAUCUACCAACUUCAGGGUGGGGAGCGCCCACGUAGCGCCCCUCCCCUGAGUGAGUCCCAUCUGCCCCUUACGCUACUGCAGGGAACUCAUACGGUGGGCCCCAGUACAGGGAUAGCUGACCCUGAUGGCAGACAGCUGAGCCUGCCCGUUCCAGUCAUCUCAGAGCCUCCCAGAUGCCCAGGUGAUGGGCUCCAGCUGCCCACGAGGUGCAGAGGCCUCCGCUCCAGUCUGUGUCAGUGGCGGAGCACUGGGUAUGCUCAGGAGCAGGAGUCUCCUUCCUGCUGCCCAGCUUGGGGGGCCAGCUGCUGUGUGUGAUGGGCAGCAGCUGGGUGAGCAUGUUCCUCCCUGUCUCUGGCAGCUCAGGAGCUAGUGCAGCAGGCGGAGCGGCUGCUGCUGGCCCAGAGCAGCCUGCAGAGCACGCAGGAGCAGCUGAGCGAGCGCAUG